Messenger RNA from Trichomycterus rosablanca, 2884 nucleotides. RefSeq names its product ecotropic viral integration site 5 like (gene evi5l). NCBI's taxonomy places the organism in Eukaryota, Metazoa, Chordata, Actinopteri, Siluriformes, Trichomycteridae. The transcript has 21 exons. The coding region runs from base 283 to 2808 and encodes 841 amino acids. The record is from RefSeq and is a predicted model, not a curated record.
AGGACUAAAACAUGGAUUUUAUUUACAGUUCCAUACUACAGACUUCAAUCUGAUUACUCUAGCCAGGAUUGGUUUUCUUUUCCUGGAUUUGUGCGUCGUCAUUGGAAUGGCAUGUGCCUGAGCCGCGUCCGACUGAACCGUUCCAGUAAUGGCACUUGGAAUCAGACGAACAAAGCCCUGAAAGAGUGGUCUGCUUGUACCUCUGGACCUGCUGUGUGUAAUCCCGGCCGUGUCGCACUGUGAUCCAGCAUCCCCGACUGACCUUUGACCUGGUCCUUGGCCAUGUCUAGCCCCAGCAGCAGUCCAGAAAGAGAGGGAGGAGUCACAGGCUCAGUACAGCUGGAGAACCUCUCCUCUCCACCGGGUCAAGAAACCGACCCCCAUUCUGUAGGAAGCCCUCUACUGAGCCCAGAUUCCAGUUCCCAUGAUGCUGCUCUCUCUGCACCAGCAGUUUCGCCUGCUGACUCGGAGAAUCUCAGCCCUGAUGAGCUGGAGCUGCUGGCAAAGCUGGAAGAACAAAACAGGCUACUGGAGGCCGAUUCCAAGUCUAUGCGAUCCAUGAGCGGCUCACGAAGGAACAGCGGUUCUUCGCUGGUGUCCAGCUCUUCGGCCUCGUCCAAUCUUUCUCAUCUGGAGGAGGACACUUGGAUCCUAUGGGGACGCAUUGUUAAUGAGUGGGACGAGUGGAGACGCAAGAAAGACAAAUUGCUAAAGGAGCUGAUCAGGAAGGGCAUUCCACAUCACUUCCGGGCCAUCGUGUGGCAGCUGCUGGGGAAUGCCACAGACAUGCCAGUAAAGAACCAGUACUCAGAGCUGCUGAAGAUGUCAUCACCCUGUGAAAAGCUGAUCCGCAGAGACAUCGCCCGCACCUACCCCGAGCAUGAGUUCUUUAAGGGACAAGACAGCCUGGGCCAGGAAGUCCUGUUCAACGUCAUGAAAGCAUACUCACUAGUAGAUCGAGAAGUGGGAUAUUGUCAGGGCAGUGCCUUCAUUGUUGGGCUACUUCUUAUGCAGAUGCCGGAGGAGGAAGCAUUCUGUGUGUUUGUGAGGUUAAUGCAGGAGUACAGACUAAGAGAGCUCUUUAAACCCAGUAUGGCAGAGCUGGGCCUCUGCAUAUACCAGUUUGAAUAUUUACUGCAGGAGCAAUUGCCGGAGUUGAAUGUGCAUUUCCGCUCCCAAAGUUUUCACACCUCCAUGUACGCUUCAUCAUGGUUCCUCACACUCUUCCUCACCUUCCUGCCUUUGCCCAUUGCCACACGGAUCUUCGAUAUCUUCAUGUAUGAGGGUCUGGAGAUUAUAUUCCGCGUUGGAAUGGCUAUUCUGCAGCACAACCAGACAGACCUCAUACAGCUUGACAUGGAGGGCAUGUCACAGCACUUUCAGAAGGUGAUCCCUCACCAGUUUGAGAGCUGCCCUGAUAAACUCAUCUUCCGAGCCUAUCAGAUUAAAUACAACCCUAAGAAGAUGAAAAAGUUGGAGAAAGAGUACACCACCAUAAAAAACAAAGAGAUGGAGGAACAGAUUGAAAUUAAGAGACUACGUACAGAGAACCGGUUGUUAAAGCAGAGGAUUGAAACACUUGAAAAGGAAAGUGCCUCACUGGCAGACAGGUUGAUCCAGGGACAGGUAACAAGGGCACAGGAAGCCGAGGAGAACUACGUGAUCAAACGGGAAUUAGCAGUUGUACGGCAGCAGUGCACAACAGCCAGCGAGAGUUUGGAGAAAGCACAGGACACCAUAAGAGAACUACAGCAACACACGUACACGCAGCAAUUUGUGACCAGGCUACAGACUCAGUUGGAACAGUCUCGGUUGCAGGAGACUGAGCUACUCGGUGCUCUGAAGGAGAUGCAGGAUAAGGUGCUGGACCUGGAGAAGAGAAACAGUUCAUUACCUGAUGAGAUGAACGUAGCUCAGCUGCAGGAUGAACUGAAGCAGGUGAAGUUGAGAGAGUUGGAGACACUGAAAUCCUUCAGAGAACUUCAGGAUACAGUCACUGAACUAAACCAGCGCUGGCAGCAAUACAUGUCUCGUGGAGGUGGACACUGGAAGGAAUCUCCUAAGAAGAACGCUCUGAAUGAGCUGCAGGAUAAACUGAUGGGUAUGAGACUGAGAGAGGCUAACAGCCAGGCCGAGCUCAAAGAGGUCAAACUCAAAAACCUGCAGCUGGAUAGCCAGAAUCAGAUCUACACGAAGGCGAUGAGCCGGCAUGAGCAGGAGUCCGCCACCCAGCAGGAGAGACUGCAGAAUGCUUUAUCUCACAAUAAAACUCUGCAGAGCCAGCUGAACGAGAUGAAAAGAAAACAGACUGAGUCUGACUGCAAGAGUAAAGAGGAGGUGAUGGCGGUGCGACUGAGGGAGGCAGACAGCAUGGCCGCAAUGGCAGAACUCCGACAAAAAAUAGCAGAGCUAGAAUUACAAAAAGAGGAAGGACUAAUACAGGGUCAGCUGAAUCACUCUGAUUCCAAGCAGUACAUUAAUCAACUGAGAGAUCAGAUCACUGAGCUCAAGAACGAGAUCAGACAGUUCCGUGGUCAGCCGACCAAAUUUCAAAACCCUGAGAGCGGAGCCUAUCCGGACCUGUGCCUGGCAAGUCCAGCCUCAGCAGAGGGAGACUACCUGAGUUCAGACGACGAUCUGCUACAGAUCUCGCUGCCUGGCACGGCGAUGUUUCCGCACCAUCCUUCGGCUAAUCUGGACAGCGAGGGCAGCACAGAGAGCGAUGGAGAUGAGAGAAAUGCUUUACCAGGGCAUGGUUUAGAUGGAGGGCCCAGUUAUUGUACACCAUGCCUCGUUCAUUUCUGGUGAAGAAGCGUCGGAGGGGAGGAUCUCGAUCUUCUCUCCAUGUGGACUAUACGUGUUUGGGUAUUACACACUACACAGA